UAGCUAGGGUUGUGAACUCAUCACCAAGCCUGCCAUGAAAGAUUCACAACCGUCUCUCUCACGGCGACGACGUGACCUAUAUCAUGUCGGAAACUGCACAACAACAACCAUUCCUUUAGAUCUCAUCAUCGAGAUACUCUCUCUACUUCCUGCUAAGUCGCUCUUACAAUUCCAAUCCGUGUCGAAGCUAUGGUUCUCUACCAUCCGCAGCAAAACUUUUGUCGACUCGUUCUUGACUAGGUCAAAGAAUCGUCCUCGUCUCCUUUUCACGUUCUAUCUAAAAAAUUCCUGGGAGAAAUUCCUCUUCUCGGCUCCUGAAUACGACGAUGAUAAAUCCUCCAGUGUCUUGGCAAGAUACGACAUGACGAUCUCGGAUCUCGACGAGAUCUGUGGUUCUGUCAACGGUUUCGUCUGCUUUAGAAGUGUUGUUUCUUCGAAACCCGUUUGUAAUAAUAAGAUCACCGUCUAUAAUCCCACCACUAGACAGAUUAUGAAGUUGCCUGACGUUACAUCCGGCAGAAGAUACGUGGACGCACUUAUUGCGUAUGAUACAGUCGAGGAUCCGUACAAGGUGUUAUGUGUGAAGAUGUUUGACCGUAAAACACAACAACAACAGGAGCAUUUCGUUUGCACUGUGAGUUCAUCUCAGAAACAAGAGUGGAGAAAGAUCGAGAACACGACUGGAGGUAGUUACAAAUGUGUCCUCUUGGGACAUAUAUGCAUUGAUGGUGCUCUAUAUUACAGAAUUGAUCAGUCAAGAAUAGUUAGAUUCGAUGUUAGAGCAGAGAAGAUUGAGAUUAUUAAAACACCCAAAGAGUCGCAUGUCUCGGUAGCAUACGAUUCAGCUCUUAUAGAUUAUAAUGGUAAAUUGGGACGUUUAGUAGGUUCUUGCGCAAACAAUUUGGUGACAUUGUGGGUUCUUGAGGAUGUUGAGAAACAAGAAUGGUCGAGCAUGACGCAUGCCGUACCUUAUCAGUGUGGAUCUAUACAUAGGGAUAGGGUUUUAGUAGUGUGUGAAGCUGGGAUCCAUGCCGGUGUGACUAUGAUGUUUCGUCUACCAUUUCGUGUUUGUUAUUAUGAUUUAAAUAAAAAGAAUAUAAGAGAAGUCGAGAUCCGAGGAAUGGAGGAUGGUGAUCUCAGACGUGUCCAUGGGUUCAGUGUGCUGACUGGUUAUACAGGUCACAUUGAGAAUAUUAGCUUCUUGUGAGCGAUUAUUAUUACUAUUAUUGGUUCAUGUUUUCUUUUAUUUUGACAAAGUAUUGGUUCAUGUUUUCUUUUGUCAAGUUUUCUAGUUAGUAAUGGACUGUGAAUAAACAAACAAUCGACAAAGAAGAGAGUGAUAUGAGCUUUAACCUAUGUUUAACUCUAAUUAAUCUCUUUCUGAGAAUGAAGUUUAUUUUUGGAUGUUGUUUUUUUUUGCUAUCAUAACAAAUUUGGGAUACAAUUUAAUUAAAGUCCAAAAUCACUAGCAAUCCAGAGCAGAGAAAACUGCCAAAACGAAGAAGAUAGUAACACUUGAUAUUUACGAGUG
Messenger RNA from Brassica napus (rape), 1531 nucleotides. RefSeq names its product putative F-box protein At1g46984. Lineage: Eukaryota; Viridiplantae; Streptophyta; Magnoliopsida; Brassicales; Brassicaceae. The record is from RefSeq and is a predicted model, not a curated record. The transcript has a single exon. Bases 35 to 1207 code for a protein of 390 amino acids. Gene Ontology annotation, molecular function: protein binding.